Sporothrix brasiliensis 5110 is the source of this 2604-nucleotide messenger RNA. RefSeq lists its product as uncharacterized. The record is from RefSeq and is a predicted model, not a curated record. NCBI's taxonomy places the organism in Eukaryota, Fungi, Ascomycota, Sordariomycetes, Ophiostomatales, Ophiostomataceae. The transcript has a single exon. The coding region runs from base 1 to 2604 and encodes 867 amino acids.
AUGGCGACUGCAGAGCGCCGCAAGAGCUUCUCGCUCUUCUUCGGCUUCAGCAAGGAAGAGCCCAAGACUGAUCCUAUGACUGACAGCCUCCCGAAGGUCCGUCGGAAGCUGCAAAAGGUCACAAAGCAGGCUGACAGCACGGAUAUGAGCACCUCGUCCACAAACACAACUAGCACAGCGGUUCCGGCACCGGACGUUGGCGGCGUCCAGACUGUCAAGCUGCCCGGCGACGAAUAUUUUCUUGCCACAAAAUACAACGCUUCACGACCACCUUCCAGCCGUGAUGGCUGCAGUAAACUCGCGCCACGUCCCUCCAAGGAGGAGGAGCAGGCUCGUCGCGAGAGCAGGACACGAUCCUUCUUCAGGUCAUCCAGUACCAGCCGCGUUCCCAGCUCCUCUCGGUCCACAAGCUGCACUCGCACCGCUACUUUCACCACUACCAGCAGCACUUCCUCUGCUAUUAGACCAAGCGCAACAUGGGGUGAAGGCACAAAUCCUACAGUGGCCACGGCCGCCAUUGACUCUCAGUCCGGGUCUGCCGUCGAGUCUCAGGCACUCGGCGAUGUCCAAGACGCUGCCCGAGCGCAGGUGAAGGCAGCACAGGCCGCGGUUCAUGCUCGUGCUAUCCAGAUGAUGGAGGAGCACGAGCGCCUCAGCGCGCAAGAGCGGGCCCUGCAGAACCGUAUUAAGAGCACACCGCCGUCUGCAUCACGCACCAAGCACAUAUCAAUGUUGCCUCCGGCCUUGGCCGCCCAACGGGACGGAACCGCAGAGAAGCCGACGGCACGGUCAUAUCCUAUGUUCCACCGCCCUUACAGCAAAUCCCAGCCGCAAAAUAUUAUUUCAUCCAAGGAGUCCGAUGCGUGGCGGAUUUCCUCUGCGACUGCCAACCGGCCACCAUACACAUCUCGCAAGUCGAUGCAUUCGGCCGUACCAGCGCCCAUUGCCAUUCCGAGAAAGACAAACCGCACUUCUCCCCGAUCCCCGAUCCCUUCUUCAGCCAUGUCAGACUCCUCGUCGGCGUCCAUGUUGUCGCCCACCUCAGUCGGAUUCGACCAGUCCUCUGCCUCUCUCGCCGUCACUGCCGCCACUUCUUUCGACCAAACCCACAGCAACCUUCCCACCUCCGGCAACGGUUCCGCUUCAUCCUGUGCCCUAUCGUCUCCCAGCGACUCUGUGAGCAGCUCGGCCCCGUAUCCCCUUGGCCAUAGACGGAACCGCAGCAAGUUUGACUUUGAUCACGAGUGCAGUGACAGUGGCAGCGGCAGCGACAGUCGACGUGCUGUGCCCGAGCUGUCGUACUUGUCCGGUAGCAGUAGCCGGGGCUCAAAGUCCACACCCGACUCGCCCUCUUUGAUCUCGUCGGCCGAUGAGUCGUCUGUUCCCGGUUCCAAGCAGCGCCGCAAGAUCAAAACACCCGUCUAUGCCGUUGGCCAGCUGGAGAGCGGUGCAUGCGCUGAUGAAGCUACCGGCGUGGCCACAGCCAUCGCCACUGAAGACGUUACGCGGCAGGUCGAGCUUAGCCUGCUGCAGUCCAAGUCGAGCAUCGAGUGUAUUGCCGAGGAAUACCGUGCGCUGCUGGCAUCACGCAACUCCCAGUCCACGGCAGAUGACAAGUCAGAGCUCAACGUCGACGCCAUGCAGCGGCCAGUCUCUGGUGGCCGACGCAAUCAUAAUCGCAACAGCAAUAACCGCAACAGCACUAGCAAUUUCCGAAGUAGCGUUGGCCGCAACAUUCCAAUGCAUACCGCCUCCAUGGGCACUCAGCGAAAGUUCAUGCUGGCGCCUCCGGCUAUCACGAGCACUUACAAGGCCGAGGCCCGUGACAGCUCCGCGCUGAUACCGACAGCCAACUUCCAAGAGUUGCCGUCACGCGCCGCCAUCAACUCCCCGACACCACCGCAGCCCCUACCUCCCCUUCGCACACGCAGCCGUAUGACGGGGCUUAAUCACAUGCACAACGACAACGUUAGCAACGCCAAAUAUGUCUGCAGCGACAACAUCAGCAACAGCAACAUCUACAACAAAAAGAAGACGCCGACACCUCCGACGCAACCCGACCGCACCGACAACCUUGGUCUGCAGCUUUGCGUCGACCUGCUCACUCGUGAACUGUCGUCAGCUGUCAUGCGCCGGUCGUCACCAGCUGCGGCCACAUCCGCGUCGCAGCGCGCUGCCACUCGUCGCCAUCUUCAGCAGAACAAUAGCCAAGAUGUCAUCGGCCUCCAGUCCUCAACCGUGACCUCGCCCUAUUCGCCCCUUGCCCUGACACCGAUGCCUGUCGACAGUACCAGCUCUGCCCUGCAGAUCCUUGUCAUGAUCGAAGCGUACGAGCGACUGCGCGACCAGCUUCGCGCCGAAGCCCAGAAAACGGCCAAAGUCAGCAAAGACAACAAGGACAGCAAGCGGGGUGCGACCAGUGGUGGUGAGACCAGCACUAACGAGUUGGAGGCCAUGUUCAGCCUGUGGAUCAAGGCUUUGUACCGCAUUCACGACUCGCUGACGAGCGACGAGAAGACGGGAGAAGACUAUGAGGAAGACGACAAUGACGAACUCAACAACACGAGUGACAGCGACUACGCCUCCGCUGCGGCUGGCACUUAG